GCUGCCCGCGCCACCAACUGUGGCUGAGAAGCCCCUGGCCGAAAGCAGGGUGAGACCCCCCCUGCCACCGCUGCCGGCCAAACGUCACCAGCUGGAAGGCAAGUGCCAGUCCCUGAAGACCCCCCCGCCGCCCAGCCGCCCGCCGGUGCUGCCCCCAAGGGCCGUGUCCCAGAGGAGCAUCCCUGCCAAAGAGGAGGUCCCCGUCCCCGACAGAGCACCCCUGACAGUCCCCCCAUCCCCGCCAGUCCUCCUUCCCCGCACGAAGCCACCGGCCCCACUGCCGCCGGAGCUGCCCUCCAAGGCCAACCUCCCCUUCGUGCCCGAGUUCGAUGACUCGGACUACGAGGACUCCGCCUGGGAGGAGGAAUUAGCCGGACCUGUGGGGGAGAUGGCCGACAAGGAGGAUGCUGAGCCCGUGACAGGGCAGCCGCGGUCCCUGCGCGCCAACAGCCUCUUCAGCGAGGACGAGCUCAUCGAGGAUUACUACGAUGCUCCCCCCGCCAACAGUGGCAGCAGCUGGAGUGACAACGGCCCCAGCCCACGCCUGCCCGCUCCCGCUUUCUCCGGCAGCAGCCCCGGCACGCUCGGCGACGGCAUGGAAGGCACCACCGCCACCGCCCCGCUCUCGCCCACCAUCAAAGUGGGGUGGCUGGACAAGAACCCGCCGCAGGGGUCCUACAUCUACCAGAAGCGCUGGGUGAAGCUUGACGCUGACUACCUCCGCUAUUUUGACAGCGAAAAGGAUGCCUACUCCAAGCGGUUCAUCCCCGUCUCCUCCAUCUCCCGCGUCACCAGCAUCGGGGACCAGAAAUUCGAGGUCAUCACCAACAACCGCAACUUCGUGUUUCGGGCUGAGAGUGACGCGGACCGUAACGAGUGGAUACGGACCCUGCAGCAGAUCGCGGAGGAGCGGAAGAGCAAAGCUCUGGAGAGGACACUGAUGUCCCCGACCACCAGCGGUGCCGCCAACCUGGCUGACAAGAGCGGCUUCCUGGAGCUGCGAGGGUUUAAGCACAAGCUGUUCGUGGCGGUGGCCGGGGACAAAGUUUUCCUCUACAAGAAUGCGGAGGACUAUCGGCUGGGGAUCGGCAUCACCUACAUCGAGAUGAACGUGGGGAACGUCAAGGAGGUGGACCGCCGGGGCUUCGAUCUCACAACGCCGUACAGGAUCUUCAGCUUCUCUGCCGACUCGGACCAGGAGAAGGAGGAGUGGGUGGAAGCCAUGCAGCAGUCCAUCGCCGAGGCUCUCUCCAACUCGGAGGUGGCGGAGAGGAUCUGGGCGGUGGAGUCCAACCGCUUCUGCGCCGACUGCGGCUCGCCCAAGCCCGACUGGGCCUCCAUCAACCUCUGCGUCGUCAUCUGCAAGAGAUGUGCAGGGGAACACCGGGGCUUGGGCCCCAGCAUCACCAAAGUCCGGAGCCUGAAGAUGGACAGGAAGGUGUGGACGGAGGAGCUGAUCGAGCUCUUCCACCAGAUCGGCAAUGCCGUGGCCAACCAGUUCUGGGCUGCCAAUGUGCCCCCCAGUGAGGCCAUCACUCCCGCCAGCAGCAGCCAGGAGAGGAGGCGCUUCCUCAUUGCCAAAUACCGGGAGGGCAAGUACCGCCGCUACCACCCGCUCUUCGGCAACCAGGAGGAACUCGACAGGGCUCUGUGCGUGGCCGUCACCACCAGUGACCUGGCGGAGACGCAGGCUCUGCUCUUCUGCGGGGCGGCGGUGACCUGUGCCACCGGAGACCCCCAGUGCCCGACGCCCCUGGCCCUGGCCGAGAAGAGCGGGCAGAGGCUGCAGAUGGAGUUCCUGCUCCACAACAAAAACUCCGAGACGCCGCGCCUGGAGGUGGGGGGCAGUGAGGAGAAGCCCUACUCGGUGCCCCUGCCCUCCGUCACCCACAAUGGCUUCCUCUACAAGACCCCCUCCAUGGCCAAACCCGUCAGUGAGCGGAAAGGCCAGGAAGAGUUCAGCCGGCGGUGGUGCACGCUGCAGGACGGCGUCCUCAGCUACUACGAGAACGACCGCAAUGCCAUGCCCAAUGGUGAGAUCAAGGUGGAGGAGAUCGUGUGCCUGGUGAACAACCCACCGAACGCCCAUGGGAUUGAGAGCACGUUUGAGAUCUACAUCGAGUCAGAGAGGCUCUACCUCUUUGGGCUGGAGAGCCCCGAUUCCGCUCGGGAAUGGAUCAAGUCCAUCGCCAAGUCCUUCGUCCAUCCCCGCGCCGAGGAGCUGCUGGCUCUCGACUUCGAGCGGAUCGGCCGGCUGCACUACAAGGGUGGCCUCAACCUGGAACGAGCCAAGGAGGGCUGGUUCGCCCUGGCUGGCUCCACGCUCCACGUCUGCUUCGAGGACAGCGAGCGGCAGGAGCCUCUCCAGCUGCGCAAGCUGCAGGAGCUCUCCAUCCAGGGAGACAAUGAGGUGCUGGUGCUGGUGGAGAGGCGGAGGACGCUGUACAUUCAGGGGGAGAGGAAGCUGGAUUUCCUGGGCUGGGUCCACGCCAUCCAGAAGGCUGCGGGCAGCGCGGGGGACACCUUGUCGGAGCAGCAGCUGACGGAGUCGGAUGUCCCGCUGCUGGUGGACCGCUGCAUCGACUACAUCACCCAGUGCGGGCUGACAUCCGAGGGCAUCUACCGCAAGAGCGGGCAGAACUCGAAGACCACCAGCCUGCUGGAGAUGCUGCGCCGGGACGCCCGCAGCGUCCGCCUGAAGGAGGGCGAGCACCAGGUGGACGACGUCGCCAACACCCUCAAACGCUUCUUCCGUGACCUCGGGGAUGGGCUCUUCACCGGGCGAUGGGGCCAGGACUGGCUGCGGGCAACGGCGCUGGAGGACGAGGAGGCAAAGAUCAGCGAGUACCGGAGGCUCCUGGGCACCCUCCCCACAGUGAACCGGGCCACGUUGAAGGCGCUCAUCAACCACCUCUUUCGGGUUCAGCGCUUCUCUGGGGAGAACCAGAUGAACACGCACAACCUGGCCAUCGUUUUCGGGCCCACGCUCUUCCAGACAGACGGGAAGGACUACAAGGCAGGACGCGUGGUGGAAGACCUCAUCAGCCAUUAUGUGAAGAUCUUUAACGUCAACGACCAAGAGAUGAAGAAGCAGCAGGACGAGAUCAUGGCCAUCAUGAAGAUGCGGGAGGCAGCAUCCAGUGGGACACAGCAAGCCGGGGACUUCAUCUGCACUGUCUACCUGGAGGAGAAGAAGACGGAGGCAGAGCAGCACGUCAAGAUCCCAGCCACAAUGACAGCUGAGGAGCUCACCUUUGAGAUCCUAGACCGGAGGAAAAUCGUCAUGAAGGAGAAGGACUAUUGGAGCUGCUUCGAAGUGAACGAGAGGGAGGAGGCAGAACGGCCCUUGCACUACUCGGAAAAAGUUCUGCCCAUUUUGCACUGCCUGGGAACAGAGAGCUACCUGGUGGUGAAGAAGCAGAUGUCCAUGGAGAACAUGCUCAUCUACCUCGCCAGCAGAGUGGGCGACUGCAAGCACGGCAUGAUGAAGUUUCGGGAGGAGAGGAACCUGCUGGGGCUCGGCCUGAGCACCGGCUUCCACGACCGCUACUUCAUCCUCAACCACACCUGCCUGCGCCUCUACAAGGAAGUGCGGAGCCACAAGCCGGAGAAGGAGUGGCCCGUCAGGAACCUGAAGGUCUACCUGGGCAUGAAGAAGAAACUUCGGCCCCCAACGUGCUGGGGCUUUACGGUCUUCUACGAGAACGAGAAGCACGAGAAGCAACAAUGGUACCUGUGCUGUGACACCCAGGCCGAUCUCCGGGAGUGGUUUGCCACCUUCCUCCACGUGCAGAACGGCGGGGCCCUGUGGCCCUCGGAGACCUCCAAGGUGCGGGCGUCGCGGUCGCAGCAGGACUCCAGGUUGGGUAACAUCUCCCUCAUCCCACUGCGGGGCAAUGAGAGUGAGAUGAGGAACAGUGUGGCUGCUUUUGCUACUGACCCGCUAACCCUCCUGCGAAACGUCUGAGCUGGAAGCCUGACACGCUGGGUUCGUCCGCAAGUGGGGCAGCCC
Molecule: messenger RNA, 4012 nt
Organism: Haliaeetus leucocephalus (bald eagle)
Lineage: Eukaryota; Metazoa; Chordata; Aves; Accipitriformes; Accipitridae
Gene: ARAP1
Product: ArfGAP with RhoGAP domain, ankyrin repeat and PH domain 1
Exons: 33
Coding region: 389-3967 (1192 amino acids)
Biological process (GO): signal transduction; positive regulation of GTPase activity
Cellular component (GO): plasma membrane; trans-Golgi network; cytoplasmic vesicle
Molecular function (GO): GTPase activator activity; phosphatidylinositol-3,4,5-trisphosphate binding
Source: RefSeq, a predicted model, not a curated record